AUGGAGUACAACCAUUGGGACAUUGAGGCCCCCUUCGAGUUGGAGGACAUGCUCAACCAAACGCUUACAGGGCUUCAAGACCUCGACGUCCCUCUGGGCUUCGAGCCCGAAUCCGCUUAUCAUAAUCCGUCGACGGGCACUCGCAAGAUCCUGGGUACCGCCAUCUUUGGUGUGACGGCUCCAAGUGAUGUUGCCGACUUAUAUUGCGAGGAAGCGGCCAAGCUGGGGGUGCCGGUCGCCCUGCAACAAAUGCUUCCCGGUGAUGAGAUUCUUAAUUUCGAAUUGGACGACGAUAAACAGUUUUUCUCGUCUCCAUUAAAAAAGGAAGAUUGGGACGCUGACUAUACCGAUUUCUCUAAACACAACAAAUACCCGCCGCUGCUGCCGAUACCCACACGAGCGUUCCAGCUGCUGCCAAUUAAAAAAGAUACGCUGUUCACCACAAACUUCCUGGUGAAGUACUUGCAAGAAUUGCACAAUCGCGAACUGCCAGUGUACGUUGAUGAUAUUGAACCUUUGCUUGAUAAGAAGUACGUACCCAUUCCUGUACAAGAGCCCACUCCCAUCAAUUUGCAGUUCCUGGAUAAUGCAUUUCUUCCUCCGCCAGCGGAGUCCCACCUGGUUCAUCUGCUGCCUCAAUGGCUGUCUCCUGAACCUACCAGCCCUCUGCCACAACGGCUGGUGUACCUGAGCAACUUGACGCUGUCACCGGUCCAUCCCGUGCUAAAAAAUUCGACUCAAUUCUGCAAUCCUCAAUACUUCGACCCCCACGGUUCUCCAGAACACGAUGUGGCGUUUUCAACUCCCCAAAAACCCCCUCCUCCCGUUUUCAUGGCUCAACUUGAGUCCUUACCUUUACCACGUCAUUCUCAGGAGUCUUUUGGCCUGUCUCCCAUCAAGAAUCAACUGCCAGUGCGCUCACCUGCUAGACCUCAACCGUUGCAGGCUGAGGUCGUUGACGCCGACGCCACCAUCACCCAGCUCACCCCUUUGAAACAAAACCCCUUCCCUAAUACCCCCGUCAAAGGUUCGCUGGUACAACUAGAGUGGUCGCCGAUUAUUCUGCCGAAUCCUAAAGGCAACGAAAAUGUUCGCAAGCACAUCCAACAACUGACGCCCAAACGCAUCAAGAAGACACUGUUACUUCCUCCUGGUGAGCUUGAUCGAUAUUGGGAAGGCCCCGACGAGAACAAAACUUACACCUGCACUUAUCGAGAGUGUGGUAAAAAGUUUACUCGUCGCUAUAAUGUGCGGUCACACAUCCAGACUCAUUUAUGUGACCGCCCGUUUGCCUGUACCUACUGCACCAAGAAAUUUGUUCGUCAACACGAUCUCAAUCGUCACGUCAAGGGGCAUUUAGAGGCAAGACACUGUAAGUGUCCCUGUGGCAAAGAAUUCGCUCGACUUGAUGCUUUGAAGAAGCAUCGCGAACGUAAUAUUUGUGCUGGGGGUUUAGCUCCUCAGCCGGCGGCAAUUUCAAAACCACUGGUUCGAGUCAAACAUAAGGUCUUGGACGAAGCGAUGUCGGAAAAGGUGAUUGAUAAUAUUAUGGGACGUGACCAACCGGUUGGUCAUGAUGGAUCUAAUUAG
Molecule: messenger RNA, 1590 nt
Organism: Diutina rugosa
Lineage: Eukaryota; Fungi; Ascomycota; Pichiomycetes; Serinales; Debaryomycetaceae
Product: C2H2-type zinc finger protein
Exons: 1
Coding region: 1-1590 (529 amino acids)
Biological process (GO): regulation of transcription by RNA polymerase II
Cellular component (GO): nucleus
Molecular function (GO): DNA-binding transcription factor activity, RNA polymerase II-specific; RNA polymerase II cis-regulatory region sequence-specific DNA binding
Source: RefSeq, a predicted model, not a curated record